GUCAGCAGGCAGCUGCGGCCCACUUCGAGAUCUCCUUAGAGAGAGUUCGGAGCGGCUGAGCAGCUCAGUGGGUUAUCAUGUGAUUCCCAGACUGGGCAGAAGUAGUCAUGCGUUCCAGCCGUGCUGUUGAGAAUGGGCAGCAACCCCAGGAAGUUGCCCAGCUGAUUAAGAAGCAUCUGGUGAACUCCAUUAAGGCCCUGCAGAAACAUUACGUGACAUCGGAUGCGCUCGUCACCAGCGACGAUGGGGACGCCAACACUCUUUGCUGUGCACUAGAGGCGGUGUUUGUGCAUGGACUGAAGGCCAAGCACAUCAAGGCAGAACCUGGAACCAAAGGAAGAAAACUAGGGGGCCGUCCACCCCUUCCUCAGCCAGUUUUCUGGGCCCUUCUAAAAUCUAUCACACACAGAAACAUAAUUUCUGAACUAGAACACUUGGAUUUCAUCAACACAGAUGUGGGGCGCUGCCGCGCAUGGCUCAGACUGGCACUGAAUGAUGGCCUAAUGGAAUGCUACCUGAAGCUCCUACUCCAUGAAAAGGCCCACCUCUCAGAGUAUUACCAUUCACCAGCCCUGCUGUUGGACACUGAGGAGUGUGAAUUCCUCCUGAGUUACUUGCAGGGCUUGUCCUCCCUGGCCUUUGACCUCUCUUACAAAUCCGCAGUUUUGAAUGAAUGGACUAUCACUCCUCUUUCAUUGUCGGGGCUAUGCCCAGCCUCAGAACUGCUGGACCCCCUGGUGAGUUUGGAGCCGCGGAGGAAAGAGUCGCUGGGCUCUCUCUCACAGUCUUCUGGCUCUGAUGAGGUGGAAGGCCGCCCUACCAUCUUGCCUCUCGUCAAAAGCCAGCAGGCAGAGAAACUCACAGCCUCCAAUCUGAGCAUCAGCACAACAGGAUCCUCACAGCUUUCCUCCAGCCUUGACUCAGACAGCCUCCUCCCUGGGAGCUGCACUCGAAGCCCAGACAGGGGUGAAGGGUCUGUCUUGGAUUACACUGAACUUGGCACCACAGCUGCAAAAGACUUGGACCGAUCACUCCAAGAGGUAUUAGCAGGAUUCAGCAGAGCACAGAGGACAUUGGAAUCUGCAGGAGAGAAGCCAACCCAUAUUGUGGCCGAGUCUUCCCUGUUGCAGUGCCUCUGUCCUGCUGCCAGUGCACCCCUUCCCUGUGGGGAAGUAACUGAAAGCCCAGCUGUUGUCCAGUUGCCACUUCCCCCUGCAAACUCACAACUUCUCAGCAAUGGCGGUUCACUUAAAAUGGGUGAAACAGCAGAGCCCUUGAUAGCCCUUAGCGCCGGGAUCGAGACAGCACCCGAGUUGAUCAGAACACACAUUGCCAAACAAGAAGCGGAUGCUACCCAGAUUCACUGUAUUGACAGCAGAAAAGUUGAAGAGAGCAUCAGCCAAGUGAAUGGCCAUGAUGGAAGCCAUCCAGGGAUGAGACAGCUUCCCUCGCCAGUCUCUCCAGUGGGCUGUCCGAAAACAAAUUGGAUCACUGAGGAUGAUUUUCACCUGCCUUCUUCUGAGGAUGUGGAGAAAGGCCCCUCUGCUUUACCCAAACCAUCGCCAGAGAGAGCUGCUGAAGCCCUGAUACAAAAUGAUGUUUUGGAUCAGACCAAGCUUCAUUUGUCCUCCCCAGGGGCCAGGAAAACCAAACCAUCCCCUGAGCGGGGAUCAAAACGUUUUAGCGUAGUUCAUCGGAGGCAGAUAGGUCUUUCCAAUCCAUUCCGCGGCCUGCUGAAGCUGGGGAACCUGGAACGGCGAGGAGCCAUGGGCAUCUGGAAGGAGUUCUUCUGUGAACUCUCACCGCUGGAGCUGCGCCUGUUUGUGGACAGUGAGGAGCGUGUGUGUGUGGAGAACUGCUCACUGCUGCGCUGCGAAUCCGUGGGGCUGGCUCACAAUGAUGGCCGCUUCGACCUCAUCUUCUCAGGGAAACGGCUGUGCCUUCGGGCUGCCAGUCAAGAUGAGGCAGAGGACUGGCUGGACCGGCUGCAUGAAGCCCUUCAGAAAUGCAAGCCUCAGCCCGAGGAUGACUGGGAAACUCUCGAGUGCCCAGAAGCGACAGAGGACCUUGAAACAAACUCUGCUAGUGGGGAGCAUGGAAGUUCAUUGGGGUUCUUGCAAUAUGAUAGGACUGCAGAAAAUGGGCUGGACUGGACAUGUGCCCUUGCCCCUGAGCUGGAUGCGGUCAAGGAAUCCGUCCUGUACCUAGAGGCUGAUCGGGCAUGGGCCCCGUUCGUGUUCUCCUUGUCUUUAGAAGCCUUGAAGUGCUUUAAAGCCCGUAAUGGCGAAAAAACCUUGAGCAACAGCUACGGGAUUGAGACCAUCCAGGACAUCUUGCCUGAUGUGAGUCUUGGCGGGCCUGCCUUCUUCAAGGUCAUCACUUCAAAAGCUGUGCUGAAGCUGAGAGCCCAGAGUGCAGAGGAGGCAGCAGACUGGAGAGACUUGGUCCGCCGAGUGCUUAUGUCCUACCUGGAAACUGCCGAGGAGGCUUUGACACUUGGAGGAAACCUGGAUGGGAACUCACAGGCUGUCCUGAAAAACAUUGUCAAAGAGAAUGGCUUCCUCCUGCAGUACUUGGUUGCCAUCCCAACGGAAAAGGGCCUGGAUGGCCAGAGCUUCAUUUGUGCAGGCUGCUCCAGGCAGAUCGGCUUUUCCUUUCCGAAGCCCAAGCUGUGUUCCUUCACAGGCCUCUAUUACUGUGACAGUUGCCAUCGGGAUGAUGAACUGGUGAUUCCUUCACGCCUGAUCCAUAACUGGGAUCUCACCCGGCGUCCAGUUUGUCGCCAAGCGCUGAAAUUCCUGACCCAGAUUUGCAAACAGCCCUUGAUUGACCUAAAACUAGUGAAUGAGACCCUCUACGACCACGUGGACCUCAUGAGGCACAUCUGCAGGACUCGUGAGCAGCUGAAGCUCCUUGGGGACUACCUCAUCCUCUGCCGCAGUGGUGCCUUGAAGGAGAUUACCAAGCGGCUUGAUCACCGGCAUUACCUCCUGGAAUGUCCCCAUAAAUACAGUGUGGCUGACCUGAGUCAGAUAGCGGACGGUGUUUUUGAGACUUUUCUUCAGUCCCUGAUUCAGUUUGCCUCCCACCACGUCUACAACUGUGACCUUUGCACUCAGAGAGGUUUCAUCUGCCAGAUCUGUAACAGCAAUGACAUCAUCUUUCCCUUCGAGUUUGACACGACAACCAGGUGUAGUGAGUGCAAGACGGUCUUCCACAGCAGCUGCCAGAUGAAUGCCAGUUUCUGCCCCCGCUGUAUCCGCCGGCAGAAAUACCAGCAGAAGCUGCAGGCAUCCCACUGGCAAUGAGCAAGCUCCUUGCAUACCACUCCCAGCUUGUCUGCAGAACAUGAGAGGCAAAGGCUUCUCAGGCUCCCUGACAAACACGUGUUGAGUCUCACCCAGCACUGAUCAUAUGACCCCUCAUGGGCUUUGGCAACACCAGCUAUAGAGAAGAGGCCUCCGAGUGCAGAUGGGACGGGGCAGGAGACUUCUUGGUGCUGACCUGUUGCUGCCUCGGGGCACUGGUUUCUUUGCCCCACUCUGACCCUCUCCUGCCUUUCCCAUCAGGCGCAAGACUGUUUUGUUCGCUGCAAGACUCGGAUCUGAACGGGAUGUGCGAAGCCAGGCUUUCCCAGAGACUGCCACUUCGUGGUUCUGUUGACUCAGAGCAGAGAGAGAGAUUUUGCUUGUUUUGACAUACUUUGUAGUGAAGUCCUUGUGCCUUCCGCACUUUACAGACUCCUCCUGAAAUGCCCACGUGCCAAAAGGCUGCUGAAUCCUUCGGGAACACAUUCCAUCCUUCCACCUCCUUCACGCAAAGUGACCUUUUUUGAAAUAAAAAGACCACUCUUCUGCUUUGUUUUUUAAAAAAAUGUUAGAUCAAUGCAUUCCAGAGAUGAAUUUUUAUUUUCCUUUUACUCUUCUAUGCAGAUAAUUAAAGUUUAUUUAACAAGAAACUAA
This is a messenger RNA of Eublepharis macularius, 3962 nucleotides long. RefSeq names its product pleckstrin homology and RUN domain containing M1 (gene PLEKHM1). The transcript is spliced from 12 exons. The record is from RefSeq and is a predicted model, not a curated record. The coding region runs from base 108 to 3308 and encodes 1066 amino acids. NCBI's taxonomy places the organism in Eukaryota, Metazoa, Chordata, Lepidosauria, Squamata, Eublepharidae.